AAAUCGAGGAAAAUGACGAACUGGAGGAGGAGGAGCAGAAGCAGAAAAGCAAGGCGCAGGAAAACAAACAGCACUUCCUAAGUAGUAGGAACCCAUGUACCCAUGACCAUUCCAAGGAAAGACAACUAUAUGAGAAAGAAUCCAAAGAAAAAAUAAAAGCUUCAAACGCUUUCAAUGAAGAAGGGAAGAAAGCGUUUUACGAAAAAAAUUACAAACUCGCUUGCGUUUACUUUCGAAAGGGGCUGAUACAGUUGGAUUAUUCCUUCCCCGACUCAGAGCAAGAACAGUGUGAACAAAGCAGACUCGAAAUUAACUUACAUUUGAACCUGGCCAUAACGAAGUUUCACAUGUCCAACUAUCACGAGUGCAUCAGUGAAUGCUCCACGGUAGGUGCAGAGUGUGCCUUGGGGCGUAUAUGA
Molecule: messenger RNA, 419 nt
Organism: Plasmodium cynomolgi strain B
Lineage: Eukaryota; Apicomplexa; Aconoidasida; Haemosporida; Plasmodiidae
Exons: 1
Molecular function (GO): protein binding
Source: RefSeq, a predicted model, not a curated record